Molecule: messenger RNA, 1794 nt
Organism: Plasmodium adleri (nom. inval.)
Lineage: Eukaryota; Apicomplexa; Aconoidasida; Haemosporida; Plasmodiidae
Product: conserved Plasmodium protein, unknown function
Exons: 5
Coding region: 1-1794 (597 amino acids)
Source: RefSeq, a predicted model, not a curated record
AUGAAGAGGAACGCUUGGUGGUUUUAUUCCAAGCGAUGCAAUUCAAGCGUUACAACUAGCCAUUCUAAUAUUUUUGAAUAUUCUUCAUAUUUUGAUAAGUUUAAAACAUACUCAGAAAAUUUAAUUGAGUGUAUAGAAAAAUAUAAAAAGGAUAAUGUUUUUUCAUUGAAUAAAUAUAUAAACUAUAAAAAAGAAAUAAAAGAUGUCAUACAUUUGUUGUUCAAAGAAGAAUCAUUAAAUAAAUUAAAUAGAAAUAAUUUAUUAAGUAUCUUUACAUAUAGUGUUUUAUUAUCUAAUAGGAUAUCUUUUCCACAUAAUGAAAAAAAAAAUUUAUUACUUUUAUAUAUUCAUCAUAAUAUUGAUAAGAAUAAAACAUUUGUAAAUAAUAAGGAUAAUUAUAUGGAUAAUAAAAGUAUAGCUGAUCAAAAUGAAAAAGAAAUAUCAAAGGGAAUGAACAAAGAAAUGUCAAAGGAAAUGAACAAAGAAAUGUCAAAGGGAAUGAACAAAGAAAUGUCAAAAGAAAUGUCAAACGAAAUGUCAUACGAAAUGACCAAAGAAAGGGCAAAAGACUUAUUAUUAAUUUUAAAAUAUAUAUUCUAUUUAAAUGUAGAUUAUGAUAAAUAUAUUUUUAAUCAUAUAUAUCAAGACCUAAAUAAUUAUAUCGAUUUAUAUUCCUUAGAAGAAUUAAAUGUAUGUGUAAAACUAUUAUCAAAUAUUAAAAAUAAAAAAUGGAUAAAUCAUAAAAUUAUUAUUAGAUGUAUAAAUGAAAUAAUAAAUAAAUUUAAAGAUAUAAAAAUUACAAAUCAACAUAUACACAAUAUUAAUCAUAAUGUAAUUAUUAAUAUUAUAAAAGCUUGUUCACGUCUUAACUAUGAAAUAAACGACAUACAAAUAUUGUUAGAUCAUUUCAAAGAUAAGUAUCAAAAAACAGAAAAUCAUGAUAAUGAAAUAGAAAAUACUAUUAAUCAGAAUAAUCAAAAAAAUAUACAUAUGUUAAUAAAAAUUAUUUAUAAUUUAUUCUUAUGUAAUUACUAUAAUUAUAAACAUAUGAAUCAAUUAUUAUAUUUAUUAAAAAUAUCUCUAUUUCCAAAUGAAUCACAAAAAGAAUAUCCUACAUAUCAUAAAUAUAAUUAUAAUAAUAAUAUUAUAUUAGAUAAUAAUAUAAAAUUUAAUAAUGAACAAGAAAAACAUAAUAUCUAUUCAAAUCAUAUAUCUAAUGAUAAUAUUAAUAAUAUAAAUCAACUAUAUUUUAAUAAACAACAAAAUAAAUAUAAAAAUGUUAUAUCCCCUGCAGAUUCAAUCAGUUAUAUUAAUAUAUAUCGUCUUAAAUUCAUAUAUUUAUUAAUCAGUUCUGAUAAUUAUCUAUUCAACCAUUUUUACAAGCCAAAUGAACAUCUUUUCGAAGUCAUAAGGGAUAUUCACAUAAAAGAUAUAAAAAUGAAGGAAACCAUAUUUAGCAAGCACGUGAAAUAUUUUCUAAAGGAGAGCGGAUUAAAAAUAUCACACAACAUUGUUCAUAUAUAUCCAGUCAUAACCCUAACUAACUAUAAACAUACCUGUGUGGAACUCAUCCACAAUAUUUCAAUUAACAAAAAAAUGAAGGAUAGUCCAAAUAAGUUACAUAAAAAUUAUAUCAACCAUAAAAUAAAACAUCUUCAAUUUCUUGGAUGGAAUGUUAUCAUAUUAUAUGAAUAUGAAUGGAAAACGCUAAGGAAUUUUGAUGAAAAAUUGGAAUACAUAAAAAAAAAAUUUAAAAGCAUAAAAGAACAUGAACAGAAUGAAUUUAUGAAAUGA